Molecule: messenger RNA, 2855 nt
Organism: Nasonia vitripennis (jewel wasp)
Lineage: Eukaryota; Metazoa; Arthropoda; Insecta; Hymenoptera; Pteromalidae
Product: serine protease inhibitor 28Dc
Exons: 6
Coding region: 316-2190 (624 amino acids)
Molecular function (GO): serine-type endopeptidase inhibitor activity
Source: RefSeq, a predicted model, not a curated record
AGAGAGAGAACGAGUGGUGGGACCGGGCAACGUAGUGGGGACACAGUCGAGCGCGGUAAAUACAAGUGCAACUCGCGAGCGGAGCAGUCAGGCCGAGGCUCUCGGUCAUCUCGCUUCUUGAGAGAGACACACAGCCAUACUCGUGUAUACAUUACACUAUCCGGCGAAAGAUCGCGUGUGUGAAGAAGACAACAUGCAGCAGUGACCGUAGCUACGCGAGAGGAUUGACAAGUUGUUGUUGCUUCGUUUCUCCUCAGCACACGGAAGAGUUUUAUUCGCCGAGACGAUCGACCAAAGCACCAGCCAAAAAUAAGAAUGAAGUUCCUGCUGACCUUGAGCUUUCUCGCGCUGGCCGCGGUGAGCCACGCGCAGUUCAUCUAUCCUGAUGAAUUCGAGUCGUUGAGAGAAGAGGAGGCGAGGCGACAGAGCACAGCAGGUGGAUUGCAUCUGCCGAUGUUCGAGCCUACGGUGCAGAACAUCAACGAUGUCGAGUCGGCGCCUUACUACCCUCCGCCCUUGGCUCAAAGCGGUUUCCAACAACAGGACCAACCGGAUUCGAGACCACCCGCGGCUUCUCCACCCGUCAGAGUCAAUGGAAAGCCGACUAAUAAUCCUUUCGAUACGUUCUUACCGCCUAGGUGGAGGGAUCAUGUGAUCAACAUCAUCUCACGAGGCGUGACCAAGUUUACCCUGGACAUGGACCACGCGAUCGAGAAGUCGAGUCCAGCCAACAGCCGCGAGAACCUCCUCUUCUCGCCGGUGAGUCUCACGUUGACCCUAGCCAUGGUGAUGCUUGCCUCCAACGGAAAGACCUUCGAGGAAGUCACCAAGAUCCUGGGACUCAAGUCCGGAGUCGAUAUCUCCCAUCAUUCCGAGAUCGUUCACCAGAUCUUCGGUCUCCUCAUCCAGCAGUCCGAGCAGAUGCAGCUGCUCGACCCCACAGCGCCCCAGUGCAAACUUGCUUUCGGUAUCUUCGUUGAGGACGGAUACCCAGUGCGCGAGCAGUUCAAAGCAGUGAGCGAGAAGGUCUACAAGAGCGAGGUCAUUAGCGUGGACUUUUCGCACCACAACAGACAGGCCCAGAGCGUCAUCAACGACUGGGUGAGCAACAAGACCAACCACAAGAUCAAGAACAUGCUGUACGAGCCGCCGAGCCCCCUUACCGACGUCAUCAUCACCUCGGCCCUGUACUUCAGCGGCGAGUGGGAACAGCACUUUAUGGAGGGAAGCACCAAGAGGAAACCUUUUACGAUUGAGAACGGCGAGACUGUAUACGUCGACAUGAUGUACAACGGAGGCUACUUUCCGUUCUACGAGGACAAGCAGCUGGGCGUCAAAAUCAUCGGUUUUCCCUACAAAGGCCACGAGGUGACGAUGUACGCCAUCCUACCGAAUAACCCGGGUGCGGCCGCCCUCAGGGAGAUGAAGCACCGACUCACCCCCGAGAUCAUCGAAAACCUGAUCGCUAAUAUGAAGAACAGCUCGUGCAUUCUAAGCUACCCUAAGAUGAAGCUCUCCAGCACCCUGAAGCUCCAGAGCGCUCUGGAGGCCUUAGGGCUGAGCUCGCUUUUCAAUCCGUAUACUGCCGAUCUGAGCGUCCUGUCCCCGGGUCGUGCUGGCUUCAACCGCACCCAACCACCUCCACCACCCUCCGCUCCCAGCCGAGCCCCGACCACCGGCUUCAACGGCGGCUUCCGUCAACCCACCAAAACGCUACACUCGGACUUUACGUUCGAGCCACGCUUCCACGGCGCGCGCAACAAUAUGUACAGGUAUGAGGAUCGCACUGGCGGUUACAGAGUCGAGCAGUGGGACACAGGUUAUAAUCUGCACAAAAUUCGUGACAACAGGCGAGCCAAACGACAGAGUCGACCGAUCGACCAGGAUUUCGUCGACUUCCUCAACUCGCAAAAGCUGCCGACCUUCGGUGUCGACGAGCUGCGCAACAGCGCCGGUAUCAGUAAUCCCGGUCUCUACGCCGACGACGUCAUUCACAAGGUCGAGAUGACGGUGAACGAGAAGGGUACCGAGGCUGCCGCCGCCACUUCUGUUAUCCUCGACAGGAGCGGAGACUACAAGAGGUUCAUCGCUAACAGGCCGUUCGUCUUCUUCAUCAGGCACGAUCUGGCCAAGGCGAUAUGGUUCUGGGGCACGAUGAACAGACCCACACCGUUCUACGAGACUCCCUAGGCGUGGACGUAGUGGUACAACGCACGACUACGACGACUUGUGAUUCUGUGGCAUUUCUUUUUACAUAUAUACGUUGUACUUUGUGACUUACAUACGCACAUAUUACACAGGCGAGACGACAUAUCCGGUUCUAGCGAAGAGAGCGCGUUUUUACAAUUUUUUUUGCGAGGCGCUGCGUGAGUGAAUUGUCCAGAUGCGACAAUGCUACUAUAACACUUAAAGAGGCUUGAAUUUUAUUCUUAAGAGUUUCAUUUAUUUUUUAUUUAAAUAGUAUACGUCGAGCAAAAUCGGCUGCUUUACGCGUUUUCCGAUAUAUUUAAUAGGUAUGAGUGCAAUCUCUUUAAAGUUAUAAUAACAGCAUGUAUCGAGAUACGGACGAAGCUAUGAUUUGUUACAGUUUUAUAGGCAUAUACUCUGUGUUACACUGCAGAAACUACAUACACACAAAUGCAUGUCAUACUCUGGAAAGCAACGAAACAGAGGAACUAAUCGAAAAGUAUUAAUUCAUUUUUAUCGAUUGUAUUGCGUGUCAUGUUUCACAGAGGCAGCCGUUACAAAGCAAUUGCGUUACUUUUGACAAGGCAUUCGAAAGUAAUUAUUUCAAAAUAGUCAGUAUGUAUUUAAUAAUAAUAUUAAUAAAGUUAAUACUCAACGUAUAAUAAUCA